AUGGGAGAGUCGAUAUCUCUCCUAUUGGUCAUGAUGAGCCCAUACACAUAUCUCUCUGACUCCUUUUAUCCGAAAUUAAGCAAUUUGCUUGAUAGCAUUCUCCAAGGCCCUAACAUUUGCGCCUCGAAUGCGAUCCGGAAGCUGCUUGCCAUUUUUGAACAAGAUAAAUGUCGGCAUGGCAGUUACACCAAGAUCCCGCGCGAUCUGCUGCUGCUUAUCAACGUCUACCUGGAGAAAGCGCACAUUUGUAUAGGUUUCGCUGAAUUCGCCGACUUUGGGAGCAAUAGCUUUGCAAGGACCGCACCAUGUGGCGAAGAAGUCGACAACAACGGGACCGGAGGCGGUUAA
This is a messenger RNA of Talaromyces amestolkiae, 348 nucleotides long. RefSeq lists its product as uncharacterized. The coding region runs from base 1 to 348 and encodes 115 amino acids. The record is from RefSeq and is a predicted model, not a curated record. The transcript has a single exon. Lineage: Eukaryota; Fungi; Ascomycota; Eurotiomycetes; Eurotiales; Trichocomaceae.